Messenger RNA from Cantharellus anzutake, 1097 nucleotides. RefSeq names its product cytochrome c oxidase subunit IV-domain-containing protein. The record is from RefSeq and is a predicted model, not a curated record. Gene Ontology annotation, biological process: mitochondrial electron transport, cytochrome c to oxygen. The transcript has 4 exons. NCBI's taxonomy places the organism in Eukaryota, Fungi, Basidiomycota, Agaricomycetes, Cantharellales, Hydnaceae. Bases 228 to 746 code for a protein of 172 amino acids.
ACGAAAGCCCACGCGAGCUGAUAGCACUCAUUACGACUGCUCUUCAGCCAAGCAUCGGCAUGGUGGAUGGACGGUGCAUCGACCAUGCACACUAAGGAGCAAACACUUGGGCGCUGAGGAAAUGGAAAAAUCAAACAUUUUCGGAAGCAACCGGCGUACACGGUCGCAAAACUUUCCCACUCGUUCAUCCCAACCCACGAUUUGCUGUUGCUGUUUUAGAGGCCCAAAUGAACGCCCUUCGUGUCGCUCAAAGGGCGCGUACGCUCAGCAGGGCUACAGCAGGCACCUCCCAACUGCGUCGUGCAUCUACCAUUUCCGUCGUCUCUCAUACUUCCUCGGUAAACGCACUCCCACUUGCGAACGUUGAGGCUCAGUGGGAAAAACUCAGUAAGGAAGAGCAAUUAGACGUAUAUCGUCAGCUGGAGGAGCUACAGAAAAGGGAUUGGAAAACUUUGAGUAUCGAUGAGAAGAAGGCUGCAUACUAUGUUGCUUUUGGUCCACAUGGUCCUCGUACUCCCACUAACCCCCCUGGGACUUCUGUAAAGAUCGCCGUAUCCGUUGCAGGCGCUAUCGCUGCUGCUACCGUGCUUUGGACUUUUUCCAGGGCAUAUGCUCCUCCUCCACCAAAGACCCUAUCGAAAGAAUGGCAAGAGGCAUCGAACGAAUACGCUCGGGAACAGAACAUCAAUCCUAUCGCCGGUGUCUCUUCGAAGGAAUACAAGGGCACAGGUUUUGUACAGUCGUAAACUUACACUGCUUCGCACGACUUCGAAAAAUAAUGCUUGUCCUACAAUCCGCCACCCCCUUAUCUAAUAUUCAUUCUUCCCCAACGGAUUCUUAACCAACACUGAGCACGUUCUCAAGUAGCUCAAUGACGACACCGUGAGAACCACGGUUAACGUACUUACACUAACCAGCGCUUAAACAUCUCGCCAGAGUAUAUUCAGCAAAUAUGAUAUGUUGCCUCAGUGGUCUCUUCCUAUCACAGGUAUGCGCGCGUAUAUCGAAUUGCGUGUAUGUCGUACAUCAGUCCAUGUCAUGCCUAACGUCAAGUGAGCACAGUAAAGCGGAAAAAGGUAAAGGAAAUGGGAGUGCGC